AUGUUUCGAAAUAUUUAUCAGGGCGGAUUUUUAUCCAUUUUGUAUAGUUGCGGGUCGUCUCCUCUGAAAUUAUGGGACGUACACGUAAAAAACGGAUAUAUACGAAGAAUUACAGAUGAAGAGAUAAAGUCGUUGGCAUUGGAAAUAGCCGGAACUAAUGUGGCUACAACUUAUAUUUACUGUCCAGCGUAUCCGAAGAAGGCGCUAGGUAUUAAGCUGCCCUUCCUUAUCAUCAUUAUCAAGAAUAUGAAGAAGUAUUUCACGUUCGAGAUAACAAUAUUGGACGAUAAGGAUAUGCAUAGAAGAUUUCGUGUGAGCAAUUUUCAGACUACGACACGCAUUCGCCCGUUUUCCACAUCCAUGCCCAUCGGACUUUCAGGUGGAUGGAAUCAGAUUCAAUUCAAUUUGUCUGAUUUUACGCGACGAGCCUAUAAGGACAAAAUGCCGGAGGAUUUCAAACUUUUCUUACCGGUACAUCAAAAGAAAUGCGUUAGAGAGAAAGACGUACCGAAGAAACCUAGCCUGACACUUGAAAAAAUACUAUCCACCGAAGCAGCAACUGUCGAACCGGAAGUAGAGAAGAUAAUUGAACCGCCAAUUACGAAAGAACCUGAUUUAAUUGAGGAAGCGAUAUUAAAGGUGCAUGCGGAAGAAAUAGAAGAGAUAAUUGCAGAGAAAGAAGAGAAAAAUGAAGAAGAAGAAGAAGCAGAACAGGAAGAAGAGGAAGUUAAAGUUGAAGAAACUGUAAAAGAAGAAGCUGAAUCUGCGGCUACUAUUCGCGAAUAUAAGAUCGAAGAAGAAAAAGAAAAUAUAUAUGCAUCGAAAUUGGAAGAUUACGUAGAAGAUGAGGAUGAAGAAGAAAAUGAAAACGAU
Messenger RNA from Cyphomyrmex costatus, 873 nucleotides. RefSeq names its product cilia- and flagella-associated protein 20. Lineage: Eukaryota; Metazoa; Arthropoda; Insecta; Hymenoptera; Formicidae. The annotation marks the transcript as partial. The record is from RefSeq and is a predicted model, not a curated record. The transcript has 4 exons.